GGGAGCCACAGUCCCUGAUCAAUCCCUUCCCUCAGUACAACCCUCUGGCUCCCUUUUCCCUCAGUGUGUGUGCUCUGUGUCUCCUCAGCUGCAGCAUCCCAGUGCUGAGGUGAGGGAGUAUGCCUGUGCCAGCAUUUCGCAGCUGCUGCAGCAGGAGCAGGUGAUCCCCGCCUUCGUGCAGCGGGACGUGGUGCGCUGCCUGGGGCCGCUGCUCAUGGACCCCAGCCUGGCUGUGCGCGAAACGGCUGCGGGCGCUCUCAGAAAUCUGAGUGCUUGUGGAGGAUUUGAUGUCUGUGAUGACAUGGUGACAGAUGACAUCAUGACACCCCUGGUUGCACUUCUGAAAGAGUGCAGCACUGGACUGGAUGCUAACCAGCUCUCUCCAAAGAAAUGCAGAGGGUCGAACAAAAAUUAUAUUGAAGACAUAGCCAAUGAGGCCAUUAAUUUGCUGUGGAAUAUAUGUGAAUGCAACAAUACUGCCCUAUACAUAUUCAAUAAAGAAGGAUGUCUGGAGGCUGUCUUACAUUACAUGAAGAAAUUUGCCACGAAUGUGGAUCUGGCUAUUUCAGUAGCAAACUGCUUGCAGGCAGUGACAGAAGAUAAUCCAGAUCUUCUUUCUUCAUUUAAUGCUUCUGCACAGCAAAUACUGGAAGCAGUGAUGUUGAGUCCAGGGAGCACCAUGAAGCACAUCCUUCUGAGAACACUGAUAGCAGGCACUAUCUGGAAUAUAAAGGAUACCAUUCCACCAGGCAGCCUGGGAAGCACAGUUAAUGCAAUCCUGAAGAUAUUUUCAGAAUCAUUGGCAAUAGAUGCUGGUGAAACAAUUAUUCGUAUGAAUGAAGCUGAGAAAAACAGGUUAAAACUUGCUGUGGAACCAGAAACUGAAGAAAACAUGAGUGAUACUAUAGAAAACUGUGUUUUGAGUGAAGAUGAUAACAUGGAAGAAGUACCAAAAGGAAAACUCAGAAGAGAAAAUGAUGUUUCAGAUUUACUUCCAUCUGAUAAGUGGGAACUGAAAGAAGUGACAGCUUUACUGACGGCUCAGCAGACUGCUCUGGAGAUCAUUGUUAAUAUGUGCUGCAGUGAAGAUCCCUCUGAUGAUGAGUGGGAAGAACUCUCCAGCAGUGAUGAGAGUGACUUGUUCAUGGAAAGCUCAUACAAUGAGGGGAGUGGGCUGCUGCUGUCACCCCUGUGCCUCUCUGCUGAAGUGAACUCAGCAUUUCUGAACAACCUCAUUCCAAAGAAGAUUCUUGAAAAAACUGCUUUUCCGAACAGUGUUGCUGUAGACAUCUGUAUGCACAAUCCAUCUUGGAAACCAUUAAUUAAAAAACUGAAUGCAGUGCAGUGUAGAGCUUUAACAUGUCUUCAGAGCAUUUUGUUGGUGUCAGAUGUGGAUUGUCUUGGGGGAGCUUCAGCGCUUCAGUCCCUUGCACAGCAUCUCUCACAGCUGAUCUUUUCUAAAACAGAACUCCCUACAGACACAGAAUUCCUGGAAGCUGUAACCAGUGCUUUGAGGGCUCUCCUACAAACAAUGGCAUCAAAGAACAUCUCCCAGUGCAUGACUCCUGAGCAGCUGUUGGCUUUGUGUGAGGCUGGUAUUCAAAGCAGCAAUGCCAGCGUUAGAGUGAACGUGGUGAGCAUCCUUGGAAUUUCUGGCAGUGUCCUGGCAAAAGGACAAGAUACAGCUGAAACCCUGAAGAUGAUUGGAAAAUUUCUUCUUGAGGUUGCUAUGAAGGAAUCUUCUCUUGUGGUAGCAGGGGAAGCCUUGGAUGCACUUUUUGAUGUAUUUGCAGAUGGUGAAGAAGCAGAAAAGGCAGCGUUACAGAUCAAGUUGCUUUCAACACUGAAGGAAUUUCAACCAGUGUUCAGAAUGAGGAUACGAAAAGAAGGCAAAGGACAAUAUAGUACUGAUCAGCUGUGUGUUCUUGACAAUGUGAAGAUGAAUUUGAGAAGAUUCAUUGCAUAUCAGGAGACACUAGGGAAAACCCCAACUUGAAACAUCGAGGAACUUUUAAGGUUUUCCUUAUUGAGUAAUGUUUUCAAAAAAUAUAACUGUUUUGAACUUCCAAACUUUACUGAGCAGAGCAGUUUUGCUUUGAUGUUAAUGCUACAUUUUAUAACAUUCAGUAUUUUUAUACUUUUGGGUUGAUGCAAUAUGAAAGACAUAUCAGCAUAAAAGACCCUGUAGCAUACCCUGAGGUUGUUGGAGUGGUAAGAAGGUGCUCUUCAGGUCCUGAGGUCUGUACAUAGCACCACUGUCAUUGCCUGGAUAUCUUCAUUUACCCUGGCAGAAAACAACUCUUGUGUGAAAAAGUAAUUCUGAAAACAUUCUCAGACAUGUGACAGAUUGGAAAAAAAACAAAAAGUAAAAGCUCAAGGUCUGUUUCAGGCAAUGGAGCAGUGGGAGAAUGUUCAUAUUUGCAAUUUGCUCUUACCUGUUCCUAGAAUUGCACAGGCACUUAUGGCAGACUUCCCGAAAGAAGUCUGUGAUGAAUGUGUAGAUCCCAGUCAGCAUUUGGAUCUGUUAUUUCAUGAGGUUGAUCAGGAGAAAAUUUUCAGAUUCAUUUAUGAUAAAUUCAGUAUGAUAGCUUUUUGCUGUGAAAAUCAGUGUAAGCAGGUCAUACACUUAGACACAGCACCCUGUCUUUAUUUUGAUUGGUACUUCUGAAAAUUAAGUCUCCUAUUUCACAGUCUUCCUUUUAAUUCUACAUCAGCAUGGGUUUGAAUUCGGGAAGUGGUAAACCUAACAGAAAAUAUUUUUUAUACUGAAGUAUUACCUGAAGUAAAUUUAUAUUUGCUUAAAAUACCUUUUGCAAAUAUUUGUGAUAGAGAUUUUUAGCUGUAAAAUACAGAAAAUAUUUUUUAAAAAUAUCAUCGCUUCAUGCAAAUUGUAUGAUAUUUUCCGUAUAUCAAAAGCUUUGAUUUUGUUUCUGUGAAUGAGGUGUUCUCAUACACAUUUUUCAAGAAAAAAACCCACAAUUAAACACAAAAGCAUUUUGUUUUGCUGGAUUUUGAAAUGGGAGGUUUUUUGCUCCUCUCUCGAUGUGCUGCCUUAGCUCAGGCAUCCAGUUUUUGGCAAAUUUUUUCCCAUGUUAAAAGCAUGGAACUUAAGAAGAUCAAAUUUGCUUGGUUUGUUAGAUUUCAGUCUCUAAGAUUGGAAAAUAAACUUGAGAACUGACUGGUAACUUGCAAAUGCCUGAGUUUCUGAAACCCUGACAAGGUAUUUCAUUGGUUGCAAGAGGAAGGAAAGAUGAGUUUAAGCAGCUGUACUGCCUGACGUGCUGUUACUUGACAGGAGUCAGAUGAAAUUUGUGAUGUGAUGCCUGCCACUCAAAGGAGUGAGAGGUGGCAUUGGGAGGGCUCAAGGGCCAAUGGGGCUGGACUAAGAAAAGCAGAAGUCAAGAGCAUGGGGCAGUUGAAAGGUUAUCCAGGCAAGGCAGGCAGUGAAGAGGUCUGCAGUGUAACAGCUGAGGAAAGGUGGAUUAUGGCAUAAUGCCCUGCAGUGUGUGGAUUUUAAUCCUAGUGUUAGUUAUUCUUGCUGUACACUGAGGAUAGUGUCCUGUUAGCCCGAUGAAAGGUAUUGAUAUUUGUUUGGGGCACUUAAAGGACUUCCAUGUGAAAAGUUCUGCUCUCAUUUUUUGGGUACUACAUUAAAUUGCAAAGUUCUAGAUUGGAAGGGAUCUCUGGAGGUCUCUUAGUGUAGUCCUCUGAUCAGAGCAGGGCUGACUUGGGAGAUGGGUUGUGCUAUGCCUUGAGCACUUCCCAGAAUGGAAAUUCUACAACACUGGACAGCCUUUUCCAGGGCUUGACUUGUCUCACUAGACACAUUUUUUCCCUUUUCCCCUUGUGCCUUGUAGGACUUUCCCCUGCUGCAAAAUGUGCCUCUUGUCCUUUGACUGCACACAACCAAGAAGAGCCUGGCUCCAUCUCCUAACCCCCACUUGGCAGCUGAAAACAGCAAUUGUAUUUCCCUCUCCUCCAAGCCAAAUAAACCCAGCUCUCCCAGCUAUUCCUUGUGCACCCUCUCACCCUCCAGCCAUCCUUCUGCUUGACCUGCUCUGCUGUGUCUUGUCCUGAGGCCCAAAACUGGACACACUACUCCAGAUGUGAUCUCCUAGGUGCUCAAUAGAGGCAAGUGAUUGGUUUUCUUGUCCUGCUGGCCGUGCUUCUGCCAGCACAGCCUGGUAAUUGUUAGCUGUUGUCACUGCAGGGGUGCCCUGCUGGCUUCAGCUUACUGUCCACCAGGACCCUUUGGUCCUUCUCUCCAAAGCUGUCCUUUGGUCAUUCAGUAAAGAGCACUGUCCCAAACGUAGGAAUUUGCAUUUUACAAGUGUAGCAGCCAGAAUCUGUUUUCUGGGGACCAUUAGAAAACCAAAGUAUGUUAUUUUUUGUUUUGGGUUUUUCUUUUAGGUUGAUGAUGACAAAAAACAUUUCAUCUGCAAGUACAAAUCUGGAAGUUGCAGAUAAAUGUGCAGAAGAUAAGGCAUCCACUAGAAACAUGGUUUUCUUAAUAUAAUCAGUUAGACCCUUUAUUUUUUCCUUCAAGUGAAAAAACAGACUGACAUUUAGAUCUUAAACUAUUCUGGCAAUAGGGAGGCACAGAUUAUUUUUUUGCUAUGCACUGAGUAGCUGAAUGUCCUGAGAAAUAUUUUCACAAUUACAUUUGUGCCUAGUACAAACCAUAUCACUUAAAGAGGAAUAUUAAUGCAUCUAUGGAAGACAAAGCAAGUUAUGAGUGAUUUAAAGAAGCAUCAAAUCAGGGACUAAAACCAGAUGAGAUACACUGGCACAAAAGAGCUAAGCUACAAGAUUGGGGCUACAAAAGUUGUUCUGACACAACUAAGGAAAAUCAAUGCAGCAGCAGAAGUAAUGAUAAUAUGCAAAUUAAAUGUUUUGGGGGCUCUUUGAACACUGGUUUAUUUAAUAGGUCUAGGGUAAGCUUCAGACAAAGACAAGAUCCUUUACAGCCUGCAGAGGGGAAGAUGGGUCUUGAUGGCAGAAAUUGGAUGGAUGUAGACAGUAUAGCAUAAGUAAAUAGAUACUAAAUAUAUGUAAGUGAUCUUCAUCAGUUAAUCUAAUCACACAGAUAAGACUGGUAUCAAAACAGGUAUCUGAAUUGGGUUGCUUAUUCUGGUCCCUAAGGCAUCAUCUGUCUGCUUCAGUUAAAAACCACACUCCUUGGAAAGUAUGGAUUGCUGCUCUGCUUGUGGCCCUGCCUGAUGCUGAGCACAGCAGACUGGCUCUGAGCUGAAAUACCAAAAUAGGUGCUGAGCUUACCUUGCUCUGGGAUCAAGUAGAGGGUGAAGGAGGCUAACUCCCAGCUGUAGAAAUUAAGAAUUAUCACUUGUGUAGUUUUAUUCUUGCUUUGUAUGAAAAGAAACAAGUGACAAGAUUUAAAUGUGUAUUUGUUGUUUAUACAUCAUGCCUUGACAUUCAGAAACAGAAGAUGGCUGUAUACCACAGCCAAGUCAAUAGUUUAACUUUUUGGGGGUUGUGGUGUGUGUUGAAGGUAAUUUUUUGCACAGUAUGGAGUCUUUGUUUUAAGAUUGUCUUCCUAGAGAAACAGGAAUAACUUCAACCAGUAGUACUUGGCUUGGUUUGAUGUUUGCAUUUUGAGAGACAAAUACAAAAAAAAACGAGAGCACAGUAAAAUUACAAAAUGAGAACUGUGUUGGAGAACUAAUGAGUUUAAAAUUAGUUUGCAGUUUAAAUAUUAUAAAUUAAAUUCAUAUCUUGUGGAAUAUUAACAUAAAACAACCAACCAAAAAUGUCCAUAAACUUAAGUUCUGUUUCCUUCGUGAGGGAUUUUCAAUAAAAACAUUCCUGAGGAUUGGAUGGAAACAUCUAGCCUUACAUUUACUGUUGCAAAUUCCAUUUCAGGCAAUGGUAGUGGUAAUUGAAAAUUAUGUAAUUGUUCCUUUCUGGCACAAGUGACUGGAGCAAACAAUCUAUAUAUUGUUUGUUCUGGACAAGCUGUUAAGAUGUAUAACUUUAGGAUAAUUGGCAAAAUCUGAGAUCUCUGACGGACAACAAAUGAAGGAACUUGAAGUUUUUCCACCAGGGCUGACACAUGGUGAGCCUUUCUAUUUGAAGAAGCUUUUAUUUGAGUGGUGGGGUUUUUUCAGUCUAAUUUUCAGAUCAUUUAAAACUGUUAUUUUUUUGUACCUUCUGGGAAAAAAUUGAAGCCAUUGAAGUAAAUUCACUUAAAUUUCAUUUUGUUUCUGUAUAAUUUUUGUAAGUUUCUUUUCUCUGUGAGAGGCAUUUUGUCAAACAUACAGAUGUAAUUCAGUGACCACAUAAAGCCUAAUUUGAGGCUUGUACACAUGAGCAUAUAGGAACAUGUUUUUUUCUUUUGAAUCUAGGUGUCAGGAGCUCCUGGCACUACUGUUACAUUAUGGGUUUUAAUCAGGCUGUUUGGGAACUGCAGUAAGAUCCCAUGGUAAUAAUCUGUAUGCUGCUGGAUUGUGGCUGCUGUGUGUUCUCAGCACAGUGAGGUCCUGAUGCAGCCCUGGCCUUGUGAGGUGCUCACAUAAAUCCCUGCACCCUUCUGAAAAAUGUGUUGGGCUUUCAGUAAAACUUCUGAAAAGUUUUAUGUUCCUGCUAUGAUAACAAUCGCAUUUAGAAUUGUUCUCUCCUCUGACGUGAAUUUUUUUCAACAUUUAAGGAAUAUUGCAUUAGCCUCUUCCCUCCUCUCUGCCUCUUCAAAUGGAGAGUGAAAAGCACUUCCAGAACUUCAUGGAAGAAUGGCUGAUUCAGUUAGUAAAUGCAUGAUGUUUCCAGAUAACUCUUCCUGGGAAGUUCCCUUUUGAGUAAAUAAGAGUUAAAAUUCAAAGCAGUGAUCAAAAAAAACUUGAUCAUAUUAAAGUGUGGGUUUUGUUUUUUAUGCCCCCCAUGGCAUACUUGCUAAUCCAAAGCAUUUGUAUUACUACACCACCUGUAUUGUGACUUGGCUAUAUUUGCUUGGGACUAGGGUUGUUGCUGAGGAAUCCUGUAAAUUAAUAAACCUCAGUCCUAUAACAAAACUUGUUGACAUUUAUGUGCUAUGAGUGUCGACUAAAUCACAGAUUUUUUCAGAAUUAGCUUUAUUAAAAAAGAAAAGGAAACAAAUCAGUUAUUUUUCCUGUUGCUGUUACCUUCUUAAGGGUAAUGUAAAAUCAUUUGACUUUGUUGCAUUUUUUAAAAGGUUUGUUAGUGCAAACUUUUUUAUUUGAAUUUUUGAUGUGCAGGGAAUAUUGUUUAGACUCUUCUUGUUACCUUUUUCUGCUAUGCUUAUAAUUAUCAGAAUAACUGAAGAAUGUGGGGUGUGGAAAAUAAGGUUAUUCUUAGUGGUUAUUUCCCAAUUCCAAGACAUGCUUAAGUCCCACCAGUUUCUAUUUGGCUUUCACUAGUAGCUUUAGGUGUUGGUACCAAUUCUCAAAGCAAUUAAGUUUGUCAACUUUAACCCCCAACUUUCGCCCUCUUGCUGUGGUUCAUUUUCUCUUGGGCUAUGCAGAUCAGACAUGCUGUGACAUAACAGAGGAGUGCUGAGGACAGUAUGUUCUGCUCUGGGAUGGUGGGGAGAAGCCAGAACUUCAGACUUUGGCUGUCACCAGGAAAUAGUGCUAAGUCUUCCUUGCAAACUGUUCACUUCGCGGAAUGCUUGAAAUUGGAAUGCGACUUUUUAAUUCUAAACCCUCCACCUCCAGCUUCCUAAAGAGAAAUCAUCUCCCAUGCAAUUCUGCAAGUGGGGGAAGCACCAGGCCCUUCGUGCAAAACGCUGGAAACUUUGUAGCUGAUAUUAAAGAUGUUUUAAAGCUGUAGUAUGAAAACACUAAAAAUAAAACCGAGUCUGACAAGAA
Zonotrichia albicollis (white-throated sparrow) is the source of this 7838-nucleotide messenger RNA. The record is from RefSeq and is a predicted model, not a curated record. NCBI's taxonomy places the organism in Eukaryota, Metazoa, Chordata, Aves, Passeriformes, Passerellidae.